This is a messenger RNA of Aspergillus oryzae RIB40, 1833 nucleotides long. RefSeq lists its product as uncharacterized. The record is from RefSeq and is a predicted model, not a curated record. The transcript has a single exon. The coding region runs from base 1 to 1833 and encodes 610 amino acids. Lineage: Eukaryota; Fungi; Ascomycota; Eurotiomycetes; Eurotiales; Aspergillaceae.
AUGCAAGCUGUAGAGGGGUCAUUCGAUAGCAGCCCGGUCGAGGCUGCUCGUUGGUACCAGCCACUGGCCAGCCGGGUCGUACAAAGAUGGGGUGCUCCAAGUGCGGCACCCGUUGCAAACAACGGUCAAAAUCAGAAUGGGCAAUACACAGGGACCGGUGCCCAGGGCUCCUGGGGCCAGACCUCCUGGGGCCAGAGGUUGGGUGUGGCGCAAGCCCCUGGCCAGGGCGUGGCUGCACAAGUACCGGGUGCCAGUACUGCGCUUCAGCAAGGUUCAACAGAAGACAACGGUCAAUACACGUGGAAGCCCGCCGGGCAGGCAUCUCAACUGCAGACACCUCAACUGCAGACACCUCAACUGCAGACAAACACGCAAAGUGCAGCGACGAGCACUCUCAGCCAAUGGACGCCGACCAGUCCGACGACGAGUACUACCAGUCAGGCGACGAGCACUACCAGUCAGGCGACAACCACUUCGAGUGACACGACGACCACCCACAGUCAAUCCACCAGUACCAGCACUCAACCCACAACACUGCAGACUCGCGUCAGUCACAAGGCGACCGCCACGGCAACUGAUACCGCCCCGAUGAGCACCGGAACAGGCCAUCAGGCACCUAAAAAGCUGGACAACAGCGCAUGGGCUGCUGUUGCGGUUUGCGCUGUGGUCGGACUCAUAGCUGGCUUGGUCCUACUUUCAUUAUACCGAAAGCGGCAACGAGCCAAGGCAGUAGCCAGGGCCAAAGAGCGCAUGAGAAGAGAUGAGGAACCGAAGUCUGCACAUUUGGAAAGAAACAGUGGCCUUAAUACCCUGCCACACCUAUUUUUAGCAAGCAAAACAGCAUUAUUUAGCGUGGUUUCCUUACGGUCGACUAAUGAGAAGGACGAGGUGUGCAGCAAUCGCAGUCCAGAGGAGAGGCAAAUAGCAUCUAUUCACCCUGCUCUACAUGGGAAGUCUCAAGACGUCGCGACGAAGGAUGACAAGACACCAGCAAAGAGUCAUACUGAUGGUUCGAGCAUUUCCGACGCCAGUACAGUCGCGGGCACACCCUCUCGUCAUCCAACAUUCCGGCAGCCUACUGAACUGAACUACGAUGGCUGCAGUUCAUCGGACGACAGCUCAGACGAUGAAGCAAACGAUCACCGUCCUGGACUUUAUAGGCGGUUCACAGAGCGCGUCGCGAGCAUUCGGCCAACCCGUUCAAAACAACAGCCCAAACGAGGCCACCGUCACUGCAAUAGCGCCCCUAACGAGAUAAUUAUCGAUGGAAUUACCGCACAUCAUCGCGACCUGAAACAGUCCAAUGACAGCCGCACGCAUUUCCGCCGCAGUACUUAUAGUGAACAUAGUACACCCUGUCACUCCCCUGGAAUUCAGCAGUCCAAUAAGAGCAACAGUGAACCUCGCAGCACGUCGGACGAUGAUAGCGAUCAUGCCACAGAGAGCCCCAAUAUCUCCCGCAGUACUUCCGGUGACGAUGGUGACCAUAAUAACGGAUUCCAGCGCCCGCCGCUCAAGACGAGGGGAUCCUUCAAGGAUCGUGUCACCGGGCUCGCCAAACUGCCCAGGAUUGGCAGUAGAAACUCGCUCUAUAAAGGAUCCUCGGCUGAAGAGAAAGAUAAGAAGCUGUCAACGAUUCCAGAUGACGAAGACAACAGGAUUGUCGCCUCCUAUGCACCUGCCACAUUCAAGACAUACAGCGUCGAGAUGGAGCACUCUCCUGCCAAUGAUACUCAGAUUAAGCUGGGUCUAGGUCAGUAUGUAACGAUAUUCCAGGUCUAUGACCACGGUUGGGUAUGUGAUCCCAUUUUCUCAUUUCCCCUAGUUUCGUGA